Talaromyces marneffei is the source of this 1863-nucleotide messenger RNA. RefSeq lists its product as uncharacterized. Bases 1 to 1863 code for a protein of 620 amino acids. Lineage: Eukaryota; Fungi; Ascomycota; Eurotiomycetes; Eurotiales; Trichocomaceae. The record is from RefSeq and is a predicted model, not a curated record. The transcript is spliced from 4 exons.
AUGUCGUCCCAGCAUUUGUACACACUAGCAGACCAGCUAGGCGUAUUUGAUUCAGAACUCGAUCUGGACCUCAAGAAACCUCACGACAACGUCGAGAAACACGGUGAGAAAGAGGACUUCACCUAUUCUGCUUUGGAAUCGCCCAACAUCUCGGAAACCAACACGCUGCCGAUCGAGUCCACCUCGCGCUGGACGAUAGGAUGGGUGACACCGAGUGCGAUUCUGAGCUGUUUCUUGAUGGCUGUAACCCUGGCUAUAGCUCAUCUGGGCCUUUUCCGAUGGCUGAACGAACGACAAGUUGAUGACAGCAUCAACCAGCCCUACGUUACAGCGCUUUCAUAUUUCUUCGUCAACGGAUUCCGAUUACUCCUCGCCGCCUCGCUGGGUAUCUCGUUUGUACAAAUAGUAUGGCAACUCCUACGAGUAAAACCUAUACAACUCGGUGAGCUUGACGGGUUGUUGUCAGUCCUGAGCAAUCCCUUGCAACUGGGUCGAGUUAGUCUUUUCUGGAGGGCGCCAGUGCCGUUCCUUUGUGCGAUUGCGUUCUGGUGUCUUCCUAUCGCGAUGGUGUUUCCGCCCGGUGCUUUGACGGUGGAAACAAGGUCACUUACGAAUAUUACUGAACAAGCGGUUCCAACAUUUGACCCCACGUUUGUCGGGAAUGGGACAUAUAAUGGCAUGUUGGCGACGGCUCUGUGGCAGACUGAUAAUCUCGGUGCUUAUGGCGGACCUGCGAACAUAGUCAGAAGGCUAGCAACGCAAUCAAUGCUCGCAGGGUCGUACAUUACCUCACCAUCACCGUGUGGUCAAAACUGUUCAUACACCAUCGACGUUAAUGCACCGACCUUUCAAUGCAAUGAAUCAUCCGUAUCUUCCGACCUUUUCAGCUGGGUCAACCACACCUACCCUCAAUACGGUGCUUUCCGGUAUAUAUACGCCGCACAUGCAAACAGCGCUGCCCUGGUUGAAUCACCAUAUAAUUUCAAUUUCCAGCUUUCAUGGUCCAACGGCGGCUUAACAGGACGUUUACAAAACCUCAGCUGUACGGCUUAUGAGGCUGUGUAUACAUUACGGAUUGACUAUCGGGAAGGGCUUCAGACAGUCACGACGACGAAUACGCAGUUGGGCCCGAUGCUGAACAGUUCGAACCUAUACACGGACUAUGGAAUGCGUCCUGUGAAUGGAGGCAACGGUACCGAUCCGAUUGUUGAUGCUACUUCAACAGCCCUGGGCGGAGACAAUGUCAUGGAUAGUAAUAGGAGGGCCAACAUGGCAGCAAUCCAAGACACGCUUGCUGACUCAUUGUCUGGUUUUAUAGACGCCUUGUUAUUACACGCCCAACAAACAGCCAACACACUCAUAGCCCUGACUGAUCUCUACUCCGGCCCGACGACAUCCCCUACUUUUGAUAUUACCGAAGAAUCGAUGAAACACCUACUCGAAAACAUCGUCAUAUCAAUGCUAACCCUCAACCAAACCACCACGCAAACAAACGUCACACAAGCAAUAACGGUCAACGUAUUCUCGUUCAGCAACCCAGAACGCCUGAUAGUCCCAUAUUUUCUGUCAGCAUGUAUAUCACUAGCUUUCAUCAUCGGCGGUGGCCACGCCCUGCUGAGCAACGGCAUCUCAGCCUCUACAGGCGGACUAUUUCAGACCUUAUGUACAACUCGCGGCAGUGAGCGACUGGGCGAUUUGGCUGCCAAGGGCUGCCUGGGUGGGAGGGAGAAUGUGCCCGAAGACCUGAAGAAUUUAAAGGUUAUGUUUGGCGUGUUUAAGAAUUCGGAGGAUUCCAGUAAUAAGCCGAUGGCUGGGUUGGGGACUGUGGAUGAGGUUAUUCCGUUGGUCAAGGGAGCUUUUUGA